Molecule: messenger RNA, 1815 nt
Organism: Lepus europaeus (European hare)
Lineage: Eukaryota; Metazoa; Chordata; Mammalia; Lagomorpha; Leporidae
Gene: ALDH7A1
Product: aldehyde dehydrogenase 7 family member A1
Exons: 18
Coding region: 17-1636 (539 amino acids)
Molecular function (GO): aldehyde dehydrogenase (NAD+) activity
Source: RefSeq, a predicted model, not a curated record
CCCGCGAGCGCUCAGUAUGUGGCGAGUGUCCCGAGCGCUGUGCGUGCGCGCUGCCAAGACCGGCCAGCUCCCCGGACCCUGCAAGAGGCCCGCCGCCUUCAUGUCCGGCCUGUUGAUCCAGCAGCCGCAGUACGCUUGGCUCAAAGAGCUGGGGCUCCGCGAGGACAACGAGGGCGUGUAUAAUGGAAGCUGGGGCGGCCGGGGAGAGGUUAUCACCACCUACUGUCCUGCUAACAACGAGCCAAUUGCACGAGUCCGACAGGCCAGUGUGGCAGACUACGAAGAAACCGUAAAGAAAGCAAGAGAAGCCUGGAGAGUCUGGGCGGAUAUUCCGGCUCCAAAGCGAGGAGAAAUAGUGAGACAGAUCGGUGAUGCCUUGCGGGAGAAGAUUCAAGUCCUGGGCAGCUUGGUGUCAUUGGAGAUGGGGAAAAUCCUGGUGGAAGGCGUGGGCGAAGUUCAGGAGUACGUGGACAUUUGUGACUACGCCGUGGGCUUGUCACGCAUGAUCGGGGGACCUGUCUUGCCUUCUGAAAGACUCGGCCAUGCGCUCAUUGAGCAGUGGAAUCCCGUGGGCCUUGUUGGCAUCAUCACCGCGUUCAACUUCCCCGUGGCGGUGUACGGCUGGAACAACGCCAUCGCCAUGAUCUGUGGCAACGUGUGCCUGUGGAAGGGAGCACCAACAACUUCCCUCAUUAGUGUAGCUGUCACAAAGAUAAUCGCCAAGGUUCUGGAGGACAACAGGCUGCCUGGUGCGAUUUGCUCCCUGACCUGUGGCGGAGCGGAUAUCGGCACGGCAAUGGCCAAGGACGAGCGGGUGAACCUGCUCUCCUUCACUGGGAGCACACAGGUGGGGAAACAGGUGGCCCUGAUGGUGCAGGAGAGGUUUGGGAGAAGUUUAUUAGAACUUGGAGGAAACAAUGCCAUUAUUGCUUUCGAGGACGCCGACCUGAGCCUGGUUGUCCCAUCAGCCCUGUUUGCCGCCGUGGGGACAGCCGGCCAGAGGUGUACCACUGCGAGGCGACUGUUUUUGCAUGAAAGCAUCCACGAUGAAGUCGUGAACAGACUUACCAAGGCCUACGCACAGAUCCGUGUCGGGAACCCGUGGGACUCCAAUGUUCUCUACGGGCCACUCCACACCAAACAAGCAGUGAGCAUGUUUCUUGGAGCAGUGGAAGAAGCGAAGAAAGAGGGAGGCACCGUGGUCUAUGGGGGCAAGGUUAUGGAUCGCCCUGGAAACUAUGUAGAACCCACAAUCGUGACAGGUCUUGCCCACGACGCAGCCAUCGCCCACACAGAGACUUUUGCUCCAAUUCUGUACGUCUUUAAAUUCAAGGAUGAAGACGAGGUCUUUGCCUGGAAUAACGAAGUCAAACAGGGCCUUUCCAGUAGCAUCUUUACCAAAGAUUUGGGCAGAAUCUUCCGCUGGCUUGGGCCUCGAGGCUCGGACUGCGGCAUCGUAAACGUCAAUAUUCCAACGAGCGGGGCCGAGAUUGGAGGUGCAUUCGGAGGAGAAAAGCACACCGGAGGCGGCCGGGAGUCUGGCAGCGAUGCCUGGAAGCAGUACAUGAGAAGAUCCACUUGUACCAUCAACUACAGUAAAGACCUUCCUCUGGCUCAAGGCAUCAAGUUUCAGUGAAGGCGUUCCCGAGCCUCUCGGCAGCGCGUGCCGGCGUUCCCGUGGCUGCGUCUGAGGAGCACGGAACCAAGAGAUGCCCCGAACGUGCCUUAGAAUGUGGGGGUGCCUCCUCCCCGGGACCUCACAGCCCUCACUCACCACUGUUUUUAAAAAAGCCCCAAUAAAUUUUGCACAGCUUA